GCUUUUCUGCUUUGUUUAUGGGAUUGGACAGGCGAAGGCACUGAUGGAGUCCUAGCGAGCGAGACGUUUGCCUGGUGGAUUUGGGAUUCUGCCUGCAGUGCUGAGCAGCCACUUCUUGCCAUUGCCUCCCACAGCUCCAGCCCCCAGACAUGGCUGGGCUUUUGUGGCUCCAAGCCGGCUUCUGAGCACACAAUCCGCCCUCCUCUAUUAGGGCAUUUGAUGGUGUGUUCUCUUCUAUGCACCUCCUUUUUGCUGUCCUUAGAGGUUACUGUAUGAGGCUUUUUAAUGCAGGGGAGAUGGGUCAGGACCAGACAAAGCAGCAGAUAGAGAAAGGACUCCAUCUUUACCAGUCUAAUCAGACCGAAAAGGCCCUGCAAGUCUGGAUGAGGGUUUUGGAGAAGUCUGCGGAUCCUGCUGGCAGGUUUCGGGUUUUGGGUUGCCUCAUCACUGCUCAUGCAGAGAUGGGCAGAUACAAAGAUAUGCUGAAGUUUGCAGUGGUACAAAUUGACACAGCACGGGAGCUGGAAGACCCGGAUUACCUUACCGAGAGCUACCUAAACCUGGCUCGCAGCAAUGAGAAACUCUGUGAAUUCCAGAAAACAAUCUCUUACUGUAAGACGUGCCUGAACAUGCAGGGUACCACCGUGAGCCUGCAGCUGAACGGCCAGGUGAGCCUCAGCAUGGGCAAUGCCUUCCUGGGCCUCAGCAUUUUCCAGAAGGCUUUGGAGUGCUUUGAGAAAGCUUUACGCUACGCACACAACAACGAUGACAAGAUGCUGGAGUGUCGAGUCUGCUGCAGCCUCGGGAACUUCUAUGCCCAGAUAAAGGACUAUGAGAAAGCCUUGUUCUUCCCAUGUAAAGCAGCUGAGCUGGUGAAUGAUUACGGAAAAGGCUGGAGCUUGAAGUACCGUGCGAUGAGCCAAUAUCACAUGGCAGUGGCCUACCGCAAGCUGGGGCGCUUGGCAGAUGCCAUGGACUGCUGCGAGGAGUCCAUGAAGAUUGCCCUGCAGCAUGGUGACCGGCCUCUGCAAGCGCUGUGUCUGCUCUGCUUUGCAGAUAUCCAUCGCAGUCGCAAAGACGUGCAGACAGCCUUUCCUCGGUAUGAUUCCUCCAUGAGCAUCAUGACAGAGAUUGGAAACCGCCUGGGCCUGGUCCAGGUGCUUCUAGGAGUGACUAAGUGUUGGAUGAUCCAGAAGGAGCUGGACAAGGCUCUGGAAAGCAUUGAAAAGGCACAGGAGCUGGCAGAGGGACUAGGGAACAAGCUUGGCCUGCUGAAGCUCCACUGCCUGUGUGAAAGGAUCUACCGCACAAAAGGGCAGCAGCGGGAAUUGCGUGACCACGUAGUGAAGUUCCAUGAAUGCGUGGAGGAGAUGGAGCUGUACUGUGGCAUGUGUGGAGAGUCCAUUGGGGAGAAGAACAACCAGCUCCAGGCGCUGCCUUGCUCCCACUUCUUCCACUUAAAGUAA
Molecule: messenger RNA, 1466 nt
Organism: Pterocles gutturalis (yellow-throated sandgrouse)
Lineage: Eukaryota; Metazoa; Chordata; Aves; Pterocliformes; Pteroclidae
Gene: RAPSN
Product: receptor-associated protein of the synapse
Exons: 7
Coding region: 237-1466 (409 amino acids)
Biological process (GO): chemical synaptic transmission
Cellular component (GO): synapse
Molecular function (GO): protein-membrane adaptor activity; acetylcholine receptor binding
Source: RefSeq, a predicted model, not a curated record